Monopterus albus (swamp eel) is the source of this 14828-nucleotide messenger RNA. It is a transcript of the gene tet3, whose product is annotated as tet methylcytosine dioxygenase 3. Gene Ontology annotation, cellular component: nucleus. Gene Ontology annotation, biological process: chromosomal 5-methylcytosine DNA demethylation, oxidation pathway; positive regulation of transcription by RNA polymerase II. The record is from RefSeq and is a predicted model, not a curated record. Gene Ontology annotation, molecular function: zinc ion binding; DNA 5-methylcytosine dioxygenase activity; DNA binding. Lineage: Eukaryota; Metazoa; Chordata; Actinopteri; Synbranchiformes; Synbranchidae.
AAUCAUGUCUUUAUCCAAACCAUCCAUCUUUUUCGCCACCACAGUCCUACAUAACUCCCUUUCUGCAGCUGAGGAUAAGAGUGACCCUCGCUUGUGAUAAAAGGCAGCCAAGAUAGCAAGACUUUGUCAGCUGGGGCCGCUGCUCCUCAUUAUCUCAACAGAGCAAGCCAAAUAUGUCCUGGAGGGUGAAGGGGCUUCAGACCUAAAAGCCCCUGAUCCCUACCCCCCUCCUGAUGUGACCAUAUCUGGUUUAAAAACUAUCACGGGAGCCUGUUUACAACCCAGUUUUCGUUUAACCUCAAGGCUGUUCAAAGUGUCAUUAAGGCAUUAUGAAGAAUGUUUUAGAUCCGCAUCUUUGACCAGCACAGGGGCGAGUUUUAGCCCCCGCAUCCCGACGUGUGAUCCCCCCUAGCUCCAGAUGGCUGGACUCCGCUCCAUAAUUUACUGAUGACUUUAACCCUUCCAGCAGAUACAACCUCUCUCACUCUCUCUCUCUCGUCACGAAGCCUAUAGAACCCCCACCGCAUAUAGCAGCUUUAAGUCAGUUAUGUCAUUAUUAGACCAUUAGGUUUCCCCCUCUGCCCUGUUUGUGCAUGAGGUUUUUUUAAGUGGGAAAGUUUUGUGAGAGUAUUACAGCUCUCAAGUACAGACACAACUUUUUAAUUUUGCUGUCUGCAUACUUAAUGUUAGAGGUUAUCUUAUUUUUCCAUUUUGCAAACGCUGAAGUGAGGAGGGAUCCACUGAUCGCAGGUGGUAGGUUGUCUCUUUUCAUAUGGUUGUGAUGCAUCAAAUUAAGACCCACUUUUACAUGUUUGCAGAACUGCAAGUGGCAAAACCCAUAUCAAACAGGUCAAAGUUGCGUGCAUGGUAUGGUAUUUAUGGAUGACAUCGAUAAUGUUUGGCCAGAAGCAAAAUAUUAAGACUUUUAUUUAUGGCCCUGACAAUAGAGCAAUCACAGAUCGCAGUAGCCUUGUGCAACCGAGCUUGUCUCGUGGAUGUAAAUCAAAAUGUGUAUUCACACCAAGUGAAAGUGCUGUUUUUCUCACCCAAAGCAAUUAGCCGUGUGGCCACACUCACAGCCUCGUGUGCUGUGUGUAUCCCGCUGCCGACUGCAUUAUCUUAAUGUAAAUCUAAGCAUGCCUGUUAGUCUUUAUCUGAUAGCGGUGAUCGGUGUGGGCUGGUCGGACACCCCGCAGUGAUGCUUAGUGGCUCCCUGUAGGUGACCACGUGGACAUACAGUAACAGUAACAACACAGAGGAGCUUAGUCAGUCACUGUUGACAGUACUGACCGGGCGCGCACCGAGGAGCCUUCGGGGCCACGCGACGAAACGCUGAUUAAAACACGUGCUUAACGAGGAGUUGGCGGGGCGCGCGUGAUGCUGCUGUUCCCUUCAGAUAAACACCUGCGGAGUCAGGGCUGAUCAUAAUAUAUGCAUCAGUUAAUUCCAGUGCACCCAGUGAAAUUUCUCUGGCAACUAUUGUCUCUGUCAUUGUUGUAGCCAAGUGGAGGAGGUUAAAACAGCAGCAUAUUUACCAGUCACAUUUGUAUCAUCAAGGGAGGACAUCAUUUAGCUAGGAUACCUAGCUUUCUGUGCACGUUUGCUUGAGCCACUGUCACACUAACGUUAUAUAGUAAACUGCUAGUUUAACCUCACCUAAAGCUACACCAUGGACGCCUUUGGUAAGGGUUUUAUCUCAAACUAAGCAGAGAAGAUAGGUAGCCCUGAGGCAAUGGCGCGACUAGCAAACAAGCUAGAAGCUCAAAUGUCUGACAACAUAUUAACUUUCUACCACAUUGUAAACAUUUCGGCACACAUUUAUAUAACCUAUAUACUUGUUUUGUUAUCAAAGAUUUUUUUUAACAAAGCCGCCCUUGUGUUGAAGGCCAGAGAGCAAAACGACCACCAGCACUAGCAACAAUUAAUGAAUUAUUAACAACAAAUUAUAAUUUUCCCGCCCUCAGUAGGCUCACUCAUAGCUGUAAGAAUUCGUUUUUCAAUAUUAGUUUUACCAUUAAACCCAAUGUAAUAUGCAAGUCCACUGGGAAAAAAUUAAAGUAGCCUAAACUGUAUUUAAAUAACAGCCCAACACUACCUUGGUGUUAAUUUGUAAAACAAAAAAACACCCUGCAUUUAGCAGGCUGUGAAACCAUGCAAGAGGCAAAGAAACACUGGGUUUUCUCAGCACAAUUCACUUUAUUGACGGUUGACUGGAGCUUGCCACCACAAGACAAAGAGGACUGUCCCUGGCAUCAACUUAUCACCCCCGUCUUUCAUUUAGGGAUGCAUAACCCCCCAUUCCAUGUGGAGUCUUCCAUUAAAACAAACUGCUCUGUAGGCCUGUGUGGCUCUGAGUCAAUUGGACACAGAGCACUGACAGUUGUGUUUGGAAACCAGACAGUAUCCAGACUGAACUCUAAUGUAGAGCAAACGUCAUUUAAUGUCAGACAAUCCAAAACUAAAUCCUGAUAAAUUAUUAACUGCUAUAAAUUGCAUUGCCAUAAGUAUCAUUGCAUGCUUUUUUUAAGCUAAUGGCUUUGUAACACCUUUAUAAAACAUUUGCUUUGUCUUUGUUUCUUAAUUGACCUCAUUGGACUGGCUAUAACUGACACUUACAAUACCCUGUCUGUUGGCCAGUCCAUGUUUCAAACACAUAAACAUUCAAUGUUCCCCUUGUAAACACAGAAAACAAAUAUGUAUAAAUGCUCUUCUUCUUGGCAUUCUAAUACUAAUUUGAAAUGUUUUGUUUUUCCCUCUUUGCACACUUCCAGACCAUCCUACCCAGGCCAGACAUAGCCAUGGCUCCCCAGGUUCCAGUUACGGAGCCCACAUUGUGGCGGACUGCCAACCAUUCCUCAGGGUAGUUGGGAAAGAUGGUCUCCAUACUGGAUUCUCCCGGGCCACCAGUUUACCAAGAACCCUAGCUGUACCUAAAGAGCUCAGACCAGAAGACAAGAUGAAUGUGAAAAUAACCUUUUUAGCAAAAGCCCACAGAGUUAGGGGGAUUAAGGCUUUCUCAAGCUAGUUUAUUAUCUAGACAGAAAAAAGUCAACAGCAAAGACUAGUCCAACACAAGUUCUUUAGCUGUCAAACUGGAGCCAGACUACUGAACCAAGUUUUCAUGGUACAUUUAGAUGGUAUCUGAUGUUGAUUUUAAACAACUGUAUUUAUCUUUGUUUUUAAGUAACAGAAUAGGCUUAAGGCAGGAUUGUCACCAUGCCCAGGCCAAAGGCAAGGCCUAGUCCACCACCUGAGAAUAUUUACGAUUUCUCCGUGGAUGCAGAGGAAGCUCAGAGUCUCCACUUGCACAGGAAAUCCUUAGAGAAGACAUCUCCUCUGAGCAAAUAUAUAGAGACCGAACACCAGCAAGCGGGGCUCUUCUCUAUGUCUCCCAGCAAUGACUCCCUGGACGCAUGUGUUGACUUCCAGAAGAAAAGGAGGAAGAAAUGUGGUGCCUGCAGUCCCUGCCUUCGCAAAGAGAACUGUGGUACCUGCACAAACUGUCUGAACCGCAAGACGGGCAAGCAGAUCUGCAAACUCCGAAAAUGUGAACAGCUGAAGAAGCGACAGAAUGAGUGGGAGGUGAGCAAGGUGGAAUAUUUUGAAGACAGCAGUCACAGCUGUUUGGGAAACCCUGAACUGGCAGCUGAGCCUGUUUGCAAAGUCACUUCAGUGGAUGGCCCCAGAAGUGGAGGCCAGAUGGAAGUUGGGUCACAUGACCGCCUUCAAGAAGGCGCGCUGAGCCUGGAACUGGCCAAUGGGGUGAAUCGCUACCCUAAUGAUGAUGAGACAUCUUUGAAAACAGAGCAGCAGAGGGCAGGAAGUGUGCCUUUAAGGCAGUGCUGGGUGGCAGGACAUGGCAAGGUCAGUGACACCCAACAAGAGCAACCAUGCUGGAGCAGCCGCAGUGGUGCAGGCAAUGGUAGACCAAUCCACCAUGCAGAUGUGGAGGAUGCCCGCAAUCUGGUGGAUUUUUCUGUUAUUGCUGGCUCCCUGCCUCCCUCUUCCUCCCCUUCCUGUCUCCUCGUGCAGCCUAACACAGCACAGUUGUAUGAGAAGUUCAUCCAGGAGAUGGGUGCUGAGGGGGCUCAGGCCAGACUGUCUCCAGGGACUCUUGAGGGAAGCUGCCAACCUCCAGAAGACCUUAACACCCUACAGGCAGCACUGAGUCAAGCCAAACAUGGACACAAGCCCCCUAACUGCAAUUGUGAUGGGCCAGACUGUCCAGACUACCUUGAGUGGCUGGAGAAGAAGAUUAAGUUGGCAACCAGUGAGGAUCAAGGUGCCCACAAGGUAGCUGAUGCUCCCCCACACUUACAGCCUCACCUACAGCAACCCCAUUCACAGCAGCAACCUCAGCCCUAUCAACAGAUAAAUGGUGGCCACUGUCUGGCUACUUCAUACUCCCAGCCGCAAAAGGGAACUCAAGGCUCUCACCCAGACCAAGUGCCCUGCUCCAAACCCCCAAUUCCUUGCUCUCCCCAGGUGCUCUCUAUAGCCAAGGAAAAGAACAUCAGUCUUCAGACAGCCAUUGCCAUAGAAGCCCUGACUCAGUUAUCUGGUACCAGUCCACAAGCUGCCACCUCUCUGGGUCAAACCCCCUACAACAGAAACCUCCAUCAACGCCAACAUACCCAUAACCUCUCAGCUCAGCCCCCCAGUGGCUUUAGUCUGAACCCGUCCUCUUCUGACACCAACUCAUCUUCCUCACGCUCUCAGUCUGUCCCUCCAGGACUGCACACCAGCCAGCAGACCCCAGUGUCCUGUGAGCAUCAUAGGCCCCAGUCCCAGGGUCAGCCAUGCCAUGCUACCCCUCUCCCAUCCUCUACCUCUCCCUUCCCAGGACAGGGAAAACCUCCAGGCUUCAGCCCUAAUCCCCAACAGUGGCAGCAAGGUUCAAACCGAGGCUCUGAACAGACAAACCCGUGGAUGUGUUUGAAGUCGGAGCCCCAAUCUCACUUUGCUGCUGCACCUCACAGUAGCUCAGAUCCCAUGUCAGAGCUCAAACAGCUGCUUGGUGAUAAUAGUGGGAAGUUCAGCAAUGCUCUUUUCAAAGUUCCAGUCACACAGAAGUCCAUCUUGAACCAGAAUGGGGGUAUCCAGGCCCAGCAUAACACGUCAAUGGACCGGAUAAAGCAAGAGCCAGACUCUGGUGAGCACUACCAUCACACUGCCUCCAUGGGACAUUAUGGCAUGGCUAAUGGUCAGCAACAGAGUCAGCACUACCCUGGCACUUCUCUGUCUCCUGUCCAAGCAGCCAUCAGCCAUUCCACUCAGGCAGCUCUGCAACAGCACCUUCACUACAAGAGGAACCUCUUCUCUAACCACUCUUCUGGCUUUGGCACACCAGGCCCGCGUGCACCUGUGGCUUGCCAAAGCCUGAAAAAAUGGUGGCCACAGGCAGAACCUUUUCCACAUCUGGCCAUGAAACAGGAUCUCAAGGAACCCAAGAAGAAAAAAAGCAGCCCGGGAUCUCCUAUCAUAAAACCUAUUAGUGGGAUGCUUACAGGCCCUCCCAUUCCCAAACCCAAACAGAUAAUCAUCAAGAAGACCAAGCAAAAAGCCUCCAUGCCAACCUUCCUGCCUCAGACUCAAAUCACAGUACAUAAACCAUCAGUCCUCAUGAUGGACAGAGCCCCAGCCCUGACCAGCCUGCAAGCAGGUUCUUUCCCCUCUCUGCUCCUCCACAAUAACUCCACUCAGGCUGCUGUUGCAGGCCUCUCUAACCCAGCCCAAUCUCAGGUAUUAAUUCCCAACUCCUCAAUGACUCCCUCUUCCACUGUUUCUGCUUUGUCAGAAAAUACGCCAGCCCUCAUGGGCCCUCUGCCCCCACCUGUUCACCCUGCAGCCCAUACUAAGUCAGAAGUAGUGGGCAGCCUGGCCUCCAGUAACACCAGCACCAACGCAUCUCUGACCUCCACAUCUCCAUCCAACACCUCACAACUACCCAAUUUCAUCAACAUUGACCCGAAGUAUGAAGAACUGAUCCGCCAGUUUGAGGCUGAAUUUGGAGACUCAGGCCCAGAUGCGUCUGCCUGUCAGCCCAUGGAGGAGACUGUUACAGUCCCUCACCUGGGGAAUCAGUCCCAGAUUAGUCCUCAGGAUCUCAGCCGUAUAUCCUCAUCCACUUCCCAGUCUACUCCUAUAACUCCCACCUCUCAAGCCAGCUCCACACCUCAUCCAGAUGAUCAGGAGAUGGAAGUCAACAAGGAUGAGUCAGGGACCCCAAGUGAAGCUAACUUGAACCAGGUAUCCACAGAAAGCGCUAUGAAGGAUCACCUUGAGAGGCCCCUCCAAGUCUCUUUGCAACAGGAGACCAUUCUGGAUAAGCAACAGCAGCAGCCCAGUGUGUUAGGGGAUACAUCAAGCAUACCAUGUUCUCCGCUGCCUAAACGCAUGAAGAUUGAAGCCUCUGGUGAUAUAGCAGUACUGUCCACCACAUGCUAUUCUGAGGAGGACACACCCACUAAGGACAGUCUGCCUUCUUCUCCAUCUCUCAGAGGCUUCUUAGAGUCUCCUCUGCGCUAUCUGGAUACCCCCACCAAGAGUUUGCUGAGUACUCCUUCCAAGGCUUCAGAGGCAGAGUUUCCCACCUGCAACUGUGUGGAACAAAUAGUGGAGAAAGAUGAAGGGCCCUACUACAAUCACCUGGGAUCUGGACCUACUGUUGCCUCCAUACGACAACUGAUGGAGACAAGGUAUGGAGAGAAAGGGGAUGCCAUCCGGAUUGAGAAGGUUGUGUACACAGGCAAAGAAGGAAAGAGCUCUCAUGGAUGUCCUAUUGCUAAGUGGGUAAUUCGUCGUAGCAGCGAGAAAGAGAAGCUGCUGUGUCUGGUGCGUCAUCGUGCAGGCCACCAUUGUGCCAAUGCUGUCAUCAUCAUCCUCAUUAUGGCCUGGGAAGGUGUCCCAAGGUUCCUGGCAGACAAACUGUACCGUGAGCUCAGUGACACCAUCACCAAAUAUGGCAACCCCACCAGCCGACGCUGUGGUCUCAAUGAUGAUCGUACCUGUGCAUGUCAAGGCAAGGAUCCUGAGACUUGUGGUGCUUCCUUUUCCUUUGGCUGCUCCUGGAGUAUGUACUUUAAUGGCUGUAAGUACGCCAGAAGCAAAAUGCCACGCAAGUUCAGGCUACAAGGAGAUCACCCUGAAGAGGAGGGAAAACUCAGGGAUCACUUCCAGAAUCUGGCAACUGAGGUGGCUCCUUUGUACAAGAAGCUGGCCCCACAGGCCUACAGUAACCAGUGUCAGUGGGAGUUCAAAGCUCCAGAGUGUAGACUAGGUCUGAAAGAAGGCCGGCCAUUCUCUGGAGUUACUGCUUGCAUGGACUUCUGUGCCCACGCUCAUAAGGACCAACACAACCUCUACAAUGGUUGCACAGUGGUGUGUACUUUAACUAAAGAAGACAACCGUACGGUGGGGGAGAUUCCUGAAGACGAGCAGCUUCAUGUGUUGCCUCUUUAUAAGAUAUCCCUGACUGAUGAGUUUGGAAGUGAGGAGGCCGUGCGUAAGUUGCCUGAACCUGCCAAGUCUUGCCGACAACGUCGACUAGAGGCAAAGAAGGCCGCCUCAGAGAAGAAGAAAAGUAAACUCAUGCAGCAGGCAGGGGAGACGCCGGAGAAAACAGUGGUCAAGGCUGAGGUCUGCAUCAGAGGUUCCCCUCAACUCCAAGGCAAUAAAGCAAUUAUAAAACAAGAGGUGAAGCCCAAUGUCAAAAAGGAGCCAUUCAAUGGAUCAGUAGAUGGAUACCCUGUUCAGGCAGCAGACCCAUUCAGCACCAUCUUUUCACACCCUGCCUACUAUGCAAGGGGAGGCCUCCCCCCAACUGGCCAGCCCUCUGCACCAGACCCAGUAAAUGGCUACCACUCCAAUCUCCCCGCAAUGCACUAUGGCUACUACAACUAUCCACCUAAUGCACUUUUCCCCCCUAAGCUGAGGACCUACGAGGGUCGAAAUAGCUCUUUGCCCAAAGCAGGCAAUAAGGUUGUCCAGGUAGACAGGAAACCUGAAACUCAGAGCCUUCAGGCCAAACUGGCCCAAUCCUACCCCAGCCACCCAGAGCAAACCAACCAACUAAACCACAGCACUUAUGCCCAGCCUGCGGACUUCAACCAGCCCUGUCCUUCUUCUGAACUCUCCAACAGAGGCACUCCAGUCAUCAAACAGGAGCCUAUGGAUGUGCCGGUUUAUGAAGGCACAGUGCAGAGCCAGGCUGGUGCCAGUACAACUAGCACCAUGCCCCUUCCUGCGGCCUGGCCAGGGCACAAGCUUAAUGGAAUUAUUGUUCCUGCAAACUGGGAAGGUCACCUAAACCCUAAACAAAGUCCUGAAGCCUCAUUGUUGAACCCAGAAAAGCAGCAGCUUCACCAGCAUCCCCAGCAGCGGCAGCCCUCUCCUUACCCCCAGCAGUGGACAUCCUACCCUGGCUCAAAUGCCCACAUGGCUUCCCCUGCACCAUCACCAUCACUUCAGGUACCUCCAUCUCUGUCCUCUAACCUUGGCACAGCUCUCCCAGGUAACAUGCACCAGGGCUCUACUUGUCCUGCUCCCCCACGCCCAAGCACCCCUCUCCCAGGUACACCACAGCCUGGCACCUCACACUCAGGCUCACCUGCACCACAGCAAGGCAUCCCAUGCCCAGGCACCCCCAGGCAUUGGGCCAGCCCUGCUCCCAGUCCUGUGGCAUAUAGUCCUGGUUUGAAGCACAGCAGUCCUGCUGGAGCCUACCCUGACCAGAUCUGGUCCAAGACCGGGGAAAGUCGGUGCUCCACUCCCCUUGGGCUUCAAGAGGCAGCCCGGAAAUCUUGUGGAGGUUCAAUGGCAGGCAGUACCCCUUCCCCUGCCCCUGAGGGCCGCCUCUUCCCUGAUACCUUGCAGCAGUCAGAUCAGGCUUGCUGGAACCCUAACCUAGCUAAGCGUGACUUCGAGCAAACCAAGGGUCACGAAGAGGAUGAGGAUGAGGUGUGGUCUGAUAGUGAGCACAACUUCCUGGAUCCCAACAUUGGUGGUGUAGCAGUAGCACCGGCUCAUGGCUCUAUCUUGAUUGAAUGUGCUCGUCGGGAACUACAUGCUACCACUCCAAUCAAAAAGCCUGAUCGCUCCCACCCCACCCGCAUCUCCCUGGUCUUCUACCAGCACAAGAACCUCAACCAGCCCAUGCAUGGCCUGGCUCUGUGGGAGGUCAAAAUGAAGCUGCUGGCAGAGCGAGCGCUGCAGAGGCAGCAGGAAGCGGCUCUCCUUGGCCUCUCCCAGGAUGACAUCAAGGCCCUUGAGAAGAAACGCAAGUGGGGGGCUACGGUGGCAGGUGCCAGUCCAGGACCUGGACAAUCUAAAAACAAGAGAGAGGGGCCAGUGACGCGGUCAGCGACAACGUUCCACACUGCCUCUAUGGUUACUGUGUCUCCCUAUGCCUUCACCCACCUCACUGGGCCCUACAGCCACUUUGUCUGAGGUCAGACAGACACAAACAGAUUGAUAGCUACAGAGUGGUGUAGUGGAGGGCCGGAGAGAGCAAUGAGCAGGAUGAAUGUCUCUCAGCCGUCCCGCAGUCUAGCAUCUCUCCAUCCUGCCCCCUCUGCUAUCCUCUGGGAGGAGGGGACAAUUUUGUUGUUUUUUUUACCUCAUGUCAGGCAGUGGUUUGGGCUUCAGACACACUGCCUGUGGUGCUCUUCCUCUCUUGUCACUAGAGAGGAACUCCAUUGCUUUUUCUUGUUUAUAGAAUUUUAAUGAUUCUAAUUAUUGCUAUUAUUAUCAAUAUUACUAUGAUUACUAUUGUUACUGUCAAUGUUGUUAUUACAGGUAUUAUAAUGAUGAAGAUGUUUGUUUUUUUAUUGCUGUUUUCAUUAAUGUUAUUAUUAAUGAUGUGAUUGUUUUUGGUUAUAUAUUUUUUUUAAAUCAGUCUGUCAAUCAGACUCAAACUGUUUUUUCUGGUUUUCUUUGUUCUCGUCAAUCUUCCAGCUGUACCUAGAGGAGGAGCCAUCGUCUGCCUGGCAAGGCAGCAAUUACGAACUAUAGUGAUCAUAUGGUCAUAUAUAAAAAUACCAAUCCAGUAGGUUUGCAAUUGGUAUGCAUCUGAAUAUUGUAAAUAUACAGAUGCAUAGCCAAAGACAUAUCUUUAAUGCUAUAAAAGCCAGUUUAGGCCUUUAUAAAAGACAAUUCCAUUUACUUUUUGGCCUGGACCUCACUUUACUGAAUUUGGCUAUCAUAAGGAGUGUGAGAAACUGAGAGAAAACAUCAGUGCUUCUCUUGUCAUUAGACGAUGAGCUCCUCCUCCACUUCUGCACCCCUCCAGCUUUUGACUGGUGCUCAACUUCCAGCUCUGAUCAAUUUUCAUUCCGCUACUUUUCAUGGCACUCGAUGCUGUAUUUUAGGUGCUCUAUAGGUAAAAUCUGGCUCAGGCAGCAUUUGCAAGUAUUUGUUUUGGCCAAGGUGGAGUACCAGAAUGAUUGAAUUUACAGGUGCAGGAAACUGAUCAUGCAAAGACAUGGAAAAUGCUUUCCUUUGCUUGUCAGACUUUCCUUUAUGGAAAACUUUACAUCUUUGGUAUUCUACAGAGGCCAAAGAAAUGCAGCUAUUUGCAAAUGCCAUUUGACCCAGAUCAGCUAUUACCAUGGAAAUGGAACAGGUUUAUUUUCCUAAAACAUUCAAAUAGGGGUGAGCACUUCCUAGUGUAAACUCUAGAGGGCAGCGGUGCCUGCCAUUUCAAAGUGGUGUGUACAAACAAACCUACAAGCACUUGAGGUUCAUUCAGAAACCAGUAGAGCCUUGCCUUGCUGCUUUAACCAUUCAUGGCCAGUAGAGGGGCAUCUCGCACCAUGUUUGCUGACCAAGGAUGGGCCUCACCAAAGCAACCCCAGGUAGAGCUGAUCGGUGUCCCAUUGUGGCACAAAUGUGAUUGAAGUCUGGAGAUGCCUUUGGGGAGCUCAUCCUGGGUUAGAGCAGAAGGAAACAAUGUUGGGAUAGCAGUGCUUUUGGUGCUCCUACACACCCUCUGGUGCUCUCCUAUUACACUUGAUUUACUGUGAAGGGCCCACUCCUUCCUCUGCAUGGUGCUGUCAUCUUCAAGCAGAGCGAGUGUCUCCUUCUGCAGGCACCUUGUCACCACAGAGCCAGCCAAUCAAAGUGGCUGCCCAGUGGUUGGAGCGCUGUCACUGGGCUUAAGAACUAGUUGCUUUUGAGGUGUUUUUGCGGUUUAUUGUGGCCAAGUGGUUUUGUCUCAAAGUACACUGUACAGGGCAAAGAAAGCACAGUCAUUCAAUGCAUUCUUAGUAACCCAUUCACAAAGAAAACAAUAGUACUGAGAGAUAAGGGGAGACAUGGAAAAUUACUGUAGCUUCUGGGAGUUGGUUGCAAAUGCAAAUGCAUUGAAUCAAUGAAUCUCUCACUUUGUGUGUAUGUUUGCGUGUGUGUGUGUGUGCAUGUGUCUGAAAAUGACACAAAAGCGUGGAUGUGUGAAAGAGAAGAGCCAAAGAGAGAGAGUAUUUGAUAGCCUGAAUAGAGUCCUGUGAAUCACUCAUUUUUAUUUUCUCUCCAGCAACCGUUUGGUUUGCUUGCAACAUUUUGAAAAUGAAAAUGAGCUACUAAUGGAUCUUGAUACAGGCUGACUCCUGGCUACUGGGUGGUUGUUUGGGUCAAAGCCCUAGUCAUCUGUGAAAGACCCUGUUACCUCUCCUGAGGGUCUCCAGCUCUCUACCUCACGCUGUAGAGACACUGGUCACAAUCACAUCUUGCUACUGAGGGCAGAGAAUCAUGCAUAUAUGUUCCUUUGUGUGCUCAAGAUCUUCACACUCAUUUUAAUCUCCUUUUUUUUAACUCUUAUUUAUUACUACAUGAUGAUGAUGAUGAUAAUGAUUGUCUUUGGUGUUGUUUUUUUUUUCUCUUCUUUUUUAUAUACCUAAUACAAAUUGUACAUAGAGAGGAAAAGAUUUAUAAAAGCACUUUUAAUCUUGAUUUUAAUGACAAAAAAGAAAGAGCCGAUUAUUGACAACUUGAAGCUUUGGGGUUUUUUUUCUCAAGAGAGAGAUAAAAAUGUAAAUAUUAAAAUAUUUAGGUAAGAUUAUUUAACUGGUGAGCAUAAUAACUAAACCACAAAUGACAAGGGGGUAUUAUGAAGUCUCUGACAGACCUUAACAACAGUAAACAACACUUGGUCCCAGUGUGUUGUGUAUAAAUGUGUGCUUAGUAACACUGCUGUUUAGUUUUUCUAAGUACUGUACCCCCUGUCAGCACGUAACUGACAGAGACCUUUCACAUUAUAAAAACUGAUUCAUUACCCCAAUUAUGUAACAAGAAAAGUCACUUGACUUAAUCACUGACUCAGUCAAAAUACCUUAGGGAUCCCCCAUUCUCUGACCAAAACAUCUACAAAAACUAUGAAUUGUAGUUUUUAAAAAAGCUGAUUUGUCUAACAACAGUGAACUUUUUGACAUUUUAUAGCAGGUGUCAUCAACCCAAGAGAAGCUCUGUCAUUACAAAUUAAAUUAAAUUUCCAUUUAAGCUUAAAAAAAUUACCAAAACCAUAAUUGUGUGGUAUUCAGUGCGGUCUACUGUCAGUGGGCUAAGGACAAACCUUAAUGUGUCCUAAACCUGAUAUGUGCUGUAUGUGGUUUAAAGGAAUAGCUCAACAAUUUGGAAAAUAUGAUUAUUCACUCACUUGCAAUGCUUUCAAUGAGAAGAUCAAUACCACUCAUGUCUAUAUGCUACGGUUAACUUAGCAUAAAGACUAGAAACAGAGGGAAACAGCUUGGCUCUUUCCAAAGCUCACUAAUGAACACUCUACAUACUUCAGGAAGUUGUAACUCCUGGCCAAGAUACAGUGCAGCACGUAACCUCUGUGAAUCCAGUGUGUUCAGCUUCUGUAACAAAUGAGAUGUAGCGUGUUAAUUAACAGUGAUGUGUGAUAGCACUUACUUCCUCUCUGGGUCCCGUCAGCAGAAACUGAAGGAGAAGAGGAUACAUAAGGCGUUCUUACAAGUGCUUUCCCCUUUUAUAAACAACAAUUGGUGCCACCCUGGUCGUAUUACUGUGAAGGGACGCUUCUGUAGCCAAGAUUUUCAGUUCUAGCUGUAGGACAACGUCCAUACUACAUACACAGGAAGCUGUCACAUGCCACCUUGGUUACUGUUUACAUCCCUGCUCCCGGCAAACACAUGUGACAUCCACUCUGAUACUCCAGACUGCACCCUAGUGCUUUCUUGUAAUUCUUGUAGGUCUACUGUAUUCUUGUAAUUUUGUAUAAUGUAAUUACUGUAAAGGCUACGACUUCCACAGUCUUGAGCAACUGUUACAAAGUUAUUUCCCUGUGAGGAUUAAUAAAGCGUUUCUUAUUCUGAUUCUCAGUGGCUCGCGCAUUUACACAGCUGUAAUUCGCAUAUGGCUAUGACAGGUGGAAGGAGAGGUAGUUCCAAUCGACCAGGUAUUAGACUGUAGGCCUACUUAUGAUAGGUUGCUCACCUUAUGUGUCCCCUGUUGAUAAAAUAUACAUUUAGGCUACCCCAAACUAUGGAGUUUAGAUAUCAGUCCUUUACUAUGAGAGGCAAUCCUAGAACAGGAAACGUUGAGAUCAGAAGUAUCAAUAUUUCAUGAUUGAUCCACACAUCACUGUUAAUUAGUAAGCUUUAAAAGUGCUACUGGGCUGAUUUGGUUACCUGUGGACAGAGCGAAGAUAGCUGUUUCUCCUGUUGCCAGCUUUUAUGCUAAUAAGCUACACUAACUGGCUGCUGGCUGUAGAUCCAUUUUAGCAAACAGACAUGACAGUGGUAUCAGUCUACUCAACCAAUUCUUGGCAAAAAUGCUAAUUAACAUAUCUCCCAAAAUGGUGAACUAUUCUCAUAAUAUCAAUAGAGUUGCCCUUGAUAGCUUAACUACCAGAACCACAUCAGAAGGGGGGAUGUUUAUGAGCAUACUAGUUUCAGAGUCAGUCUGAGGGGAAUUGGUGGGCAAUGUUUUAGCAAGUAAUAGCUUGGCAAUCUUUGUCAGUUGUGUUAGACUAUCAGGUAAGAGACUGCUUCCCUGCUUGUUUAGAUGUAUCUAUCAUUAUUAUCUAGUUCUCAUCAUAGCAGUUAUGGACUUGGCAUAAAGAUAUGGUGUCCCAGUGGAAGACACCUGGGGUUUAGUUUGGAAUAAUAAUUGUAUAACACCCACAUCAUGGCUAACAAUAGUUCAACUGGUGCAGGGGCUGAGACUAAGCCCGUUUAACUUUUAACCAUGAUGCAUGGCCAACAUUACACACAAACAGACACUUGCAUAAAAAGGUGCUGGGGAUACAGUGUACAUUAUUUCUUAGUAACUUUGUAAAUUUCUAAAUGUCUCACAGGUUUGGUGGAUGGUUCUCAUGUGAGGCACCACCUCCCAAGUAUGUACUGAGAUUGGGGGGUUGGUCAGCUGGUGCUAUGAUGCUUCACCUUAAAUUCACUGUGUAAAAAAUGUGAGAGAUAAAUGAUCACCACAAAUAUUUUUCUGAGCUCUUUGAAUGUCAAAAGAACUGUACUUUUGAUUAAAGCAGUUUCACAGGAUGGGAAGCUGCCCUGGUGCUGACUUUCUGAAGUCUUUUGUUACAACGCUACAAAUUUACAUCUUUUUUUGAGGGCGGGGAGGGGGGGGGGGCACUCAAAAAGUCGAUUAUAUUCUCUUUUAAUAUUCAUUUCAUAAUGUACUUGAAGUCAUUGGAUGAGAUAUUGAAUCAUAUUUGAAGACUGUUAUCUGGCUUUUAUGUUUGGUACAGUGCAAGUACCAAAGGCGAAAUGAUAUUUUGAGUAGGUUGUACAUGUUCAUGCUAACUGAAUGCUAUGAUAUUUGAAAAAUACAAGGAUAGCAAUUGUGUACUGCCUCCC